GUCGGAACCGCGCGGUAAUCGCACGCGCAAUCGAUUUGAAAUUCGAACGGCUGUUAUUUUUUUUUAUUAUUUAUGAAGCGUUUUGGAUAAAUACUCGAGCAACGAAAGCGAGUGGAGUGCAUUGGUAGUUGUUAGUGUGGUGUGAAUUGUUGGUUCUGUGCUAAAAAGUUAAGUGUUGCUAGUUACGAAAAAAAUAGUUUUUACAAUGUUAGGUUCUCGAUGGCCUAUACUAUGUCUACCGAUUCUGCUGGCAGCGUCAGCGUGCGGCAGCAACAUCCUCAUGAUAACUAUGGGAGGCACCAAGUCACACAAAAUACCAUUUUUGGAAUUAGCUAGAGGUCUCAUUAGAAGAGAUCACAACAUCACUCUUAUCAGCCCAUUUCAACCAGAUUUCCACCUCGAGGGCUUGGAGGAAAUUACCCCAGAGGGCUUGGCCGCUUUCGUACGCGGCUAUAUGACCUUCGAUCUGGUUGGAGCCAGAAUGAAAGGCGAGGAACCUUUGCCUUAUAUGGACAUAAUUCGAUACGGAUAUGAGGCGUGCGAUGCGUUUCUCACUGACAUCGAGACGAGAUCCUUUUUGAGGUCAGGAAGGAACUACGAUCUGAUAAUGCUGGACGGAGCGUACCCUGAAUGCGCAUUAGGUCUGGUCUACCGCAUGAAAGUGCCAUUCAUGUACAUCAACACAGUAGCCUUUUACGCUUCACCCACCAGCAUCUCUGGAAGUCCCGCACCCUUCUCCGUGACACCCUUCUUCGCGAGAUCCUUUACAGAUAAUAUGGGAUUCUUGGAACGGUCAGUCAACGCUUUCUGGCACCUUGGUUCUUUAUUGGGACAUGGUAUAAGUGUGACAAUACUACAAACUGUACUUCGAAGACACUUCGGUCCACAAAUGCCGCACGUAUAUGAUAUGGCCAAGAAUGUUAGUUUCAUACUUCAGAAUGGACAUUUUUCCGUAACAUAUUCGAGGCCAUUUCUUCCAAACGUUGCUGAGAUAGCGUGCAUUCAUUGUAAGGAAUCAAAAAAAUUGAAUGCUGAUUUAGAAGAAUGGAUUUCCGGUGCAGGAGAAGCUGGAUUUGUUUAUGUUUCCAUGGGUUCUUCGGUGAGAACGAACAAAAUGCCACUCGCAGCCCAUCGCUUGUUUAUUGAUGCGUUGAAAAGACUUCCACAGAGAGUGCUUUGGAAGCAAGAUGGAGAUCAAAAUAUGACUGAUAUUCCUUCAAACAUCAGACUUUAUAAGUGGCUGCCACAACAAGAUUUGUUAGGUCACCCCAAAAUAAAAGCAUUCGUUACUCACGGCGGUCUACUCAGCAUGUUUGAAACGGUUUAUCACGGAGUCCCUAUUAUUAGUAUUCCAGUCUUCUGUGAUCACGACGCAAAUGCAGCUAAAGCAGAAGUAGACGGUUAUGCAAAGAAACUCGACCUUCAGUAUUUAACAUCAGAUAAACUUUAUGAAGCUAUAAAGGAUGUAAUUGUUGAACCGAAGUAUAAGACACAUGUAAAAACUCGACAAACACUUAUGAGAGAUCAGAAAGAAUCGCCCUUAGAAAGAGCCAUUUAUUGGACGGAAUAUGUAUUGAGACAUAAAGGGGCAUAUCAUUUACAAUCACCAGCUAAAGAUUUAAAUCUCUUCCAAUAUUAUAUGUUAGACAUAGCGUUAACGUUUUUGGUUCUUAGUUUAUCGACUAUAGCUCUUAUUAUGUACUCAUUAAGAAUCGGCUUCAUUUGCCUAAGCAAUUACGUACAAAGUAAACGGAUGAACAAAUUGUUUGAUAAGUCGAGCGAUUUGUUGAAGCGAUCAACAAAGCUAAUAGAUGAAGCGUCGUUAUCAAAGAAAAAGUUGUAAAUACCAAAAUAAAUGUCAAAUUAAUAGUUACCAUGUGUUACCAUAUAUUUAUAAGUUUAUAAUUAUUGUGAUGACAAACCCAUAGUGAUAUUAUUAGUGUAUAAUAUUUGUAAGUCUGUAAAUAUUGAAUGUUAGGUUUAAUAAACAUUGAUUUAUAAUAUUAUGUUUUAUUUAAUACCGAAUGUUAUAAACGUAACACGUAUUUCGAGCUAGAAAUUAAUAAAAGGAAGGAAGUUCUAUCAAGACAUUAUAAAACCAAUUUCACAUUCAUUACCGCAUUCAUGGAACGACAUAAAUGUAGAAACAGCUUGUAUAAAACAUUUGGAACAUCCUGAAUGAUUCAUACCCAAAAUUAUAAGGUUUUAUUAAGAAACGCCAUUGCUUUUUAAGGAUUUAUAUUCUCGAAAUAAUUGACGUAAUUGGAUUACUUAAAAUAAACUGCCGAAUGGGCCACAAAAUAACUAGUGUUGAGCAGCGCACAUAGACAUUGGCAAUGCAAGAAAUAUUAACAAGCCCUUACAUCGUCAAUGCACCACCAACCUUAGGAACUAAGCUACCUCAUGUGUCUGCCACAUUGGCUCAAUCACCCUUCAAACUGAAAAACAAAAAUACGAAGAUAUGCUGUUUCAGUUGAAAAUAUGAUGUAAAAUAUAAAAAAAUAUAGGUAGUAACUAACUUAAUAAAAGCUUAAAUAAAGCCGUAUCAACAAAAUAUGGACUUAUUAGUAAUAUGAAUAUACUAAUUAUAGAUCCGAUUCAAAAAUUU
Messenger RNA from Nymphalis io (European peacock), 2608 nucleotides. RefSeq names its product UDP-glucosyltransferase 2 (gene Ugt50B3). Lineage: Eukaryota; Metazoa; Arthropoda; Insecta; Lepidoptera; Nymphalidae. Gene Ontology annotation, molecular function: UDP-glycosyltransferase activity. The record is from RefSeq and is a predicted model, not a curated record. Bases 206 to 1843 code for a protein of 545 amino acids. The transcript has 7 exons.